This is a messenger RNA of Toxotes jaculatrix (banded archerfish), 2826 nucleotides long. It is a transcript of the gene mthfr, whose product is annotated as methylenetetrahydrofolate reductase (NAD(P)H). The record is from RefSeq and is a predicted model, not a curated record. Gene Ontology annotation, molecular function: methylenetetrahydrofolate reductase [NAD(P)H] activity; FAD binding. NCBI's taxonomy places the organism in Eukaryota, Metazoa, Chordata, Actinopteri, Toxotidae. The coding region runs from base 158 to 2137 and encodes 659 amino acids. The transcript has 12 exons. Gene Ontology annotation, cellular component: cytosol. Gene Ontology annotation, biological process: tetrahydrofolate interconversion.
CGCUCGCCUCACUGCGGCGGGGAGCGGGGGGCCUCUCUCUCUCUCUCUCCGUCUGAGAUCCCCACGUUGUAGCGGCUAAUGUCCUGUCUUGGAUGGAAAACCGUCUGGGACACCCGCAACACAAAAACAAUUGGUCGGAGGAGUAUAGUUUGCCACCAUGGUGAACCAGGUUCUGCGAGGAGACGGUAAUUGGCAGUCAUGCAAGAGCGACUCCAGCGGGGCCAGCAACAGCGGCGGGGAGAGCUCCAAGGAGAGCUCCCGGUGUUCGACGCCGGUGCUGGAUGCGGACCGCUCGGACAGACUGCGGGACAAGAUGCGGAGGAGGAUGGAGUCCGGAGAUCACUGGUUCUCUCUGGAAUUCUUUCCUCCCCGCACAGCCAGUGGAGCUGUCAACCUCAUCUCAAGAUUUGACCGCAUGGGCUCUGGAGGACCCCUGUUCAUCGACAUUACCUGGCACCCAGCAGGGGACCCGGGCUCAGACAAGGAAACCUCAUCCUUGAUGAUUGCAAGCACAGCGGUCAACUAUUGUGGCCUGGAGAGCAUCCUCCACCUGACCUGCUGCAACCAGACCAAAGAGAAGAUCACUGGCCACCUGGCCAAAGCAAAGCACCUGGGCCUCAAGAACAUCAUGGCACUUAGAGGAGACCCAGUGGGAGAAGACUGGGAGGAAGAGGAAGGAGGCUUCAACUAUGCCAUCGACCUUGUGAAACAUAUCCGAUCAGAGUUUGAUGAUUAUUUUGACAUCUGUGUUGCUGGCUACCCCACAGGCCAUCCUGAGGCAGAGAGCUAUGAAGCGGAUCUCAGACACCUAAAGGAGAAGGUGGACGCCGGAGCGGACUUUGUCAUCACCCAGUUGUUUUUCAGGGCAGACACUUUCCUCAAGUUUCUGGAUGACUGCAGGGCAAUUGGUAUCACAUGUCCCAUCUUACCUGGAAUCUUCCCCAUUCAGGGUUACCAGUCCCUGCGUCAGCUUGUCAAACUGUCAAAGCUGGAGGUACCAGGGGAGAUCACCAAAGUCGUCGAGCCCAUCAAAGACAACGACGCUGCUAUCCGUAACUACGGAAUCCAGCAGUCAGUAGAGAUGUGCCGCGUUCUGCUGGACAGCGGCAAGGUACCAGGCCUCCACUUCUACACACUGAAUCGAGAGGUCGCCACCAUGGAGGUGCUCCGACAGCUCGGCAUGUGGAUAGAGGACCCCAGGCGGCCUCUUCCCUGGGCAGUAAGUGCCCAUCCCAAACGGAAGGUGGAAGAUGUUCGACCCAUCUUCUGGGCUUCCAGGCCCAAGAGCUACAUCUACAGAACCCAGGACUGGGACGAGUUCCCCAACGGCAGAUGGGGAAACUCGUCAUCUCCAGCUUUUGGAGAGUUAAACGACUACUACCUGUUCUACUUGAAGAGCAAGUCAUCCAAAACUGCACUGCUGCAGAUGUGGGGUGAGGAGCUGAUGAGCGAAGAAAGCGUCUAUGAAGUCUUCACCUGCUACAUCACAGCCCAGCCAAACCGCAGCGGACACAAGGUGAUGUGUCUGCCGUGGAACGAUGAGCCCCUGGCCACCGAGACCAACCUGCUGAAGGACGAGCUGGAGAAGGUGAACAGGCGAGGAGUCCUCACCAUCAACUCCCAACCCAACAUCAACGGCAAACCCUCCACAGACCCCAUCGUAGGCUGGGGACCUGCAGGAGGCUACGUCUUCCAGAAGGCCUACCUGGAGUUCUUCACCUCCAGUGAAAACGUUACCGCUCUCCUCAAAGUACUGAAGAAGUAUGAGCCCCGUGUCAACUACCACAUUGUUAACGUGCAUGGCCGGAACCUGACCAACGCCCCUGAUCUGCAGCCAAACGCUGUGACGUGGGGGAUCUUCCCUGGCAGGGAGAUUGUUCAACCUACGGUCGUGGACCCAGUCAGCUUUAUGUACUGGAAGGACGAGGCCUUUGCCUUGUGGAUCGAGCAGUGGGCCAAGCUCUAUGAGGACGAGUCUCCAUCACGGAUGAUCAUCAAGUACAUCCACGACAACUACUUCCUGGUCAAUCUGGUGGACAACGACUUUCCCCUGGAGAGCUGUCUGUGGCAGGUCAUUGAUGAUAUGUUUGAGCUGCUGGAUGCAGCUCCAGAGCCGCUCAGCAGUGAAACAGUCUGAAUAAAAUCCACCUUUUCAAUCAACUUUUUAGCGAAAGUAAGAACACUGUGGAACUCUCUACAUUUUAUGCAUUACCCAUCAAAGCUGCUAUUUAUAAACUACAGAGCCUAAAGUAAGUGUCAGUGUACUUCACAGUCAUUUUAAAGACUUUUUUAUAAAUGUUUUUGAACAUUUGAAGAAUGGAAAACAAUGGAACAAAAUCCAGAGGUUCAUACUAAGGACUGUUUUUUGUUUUCUGUCCUGAUCAGUAGCUUUGUCCUCUGCAGUUCUUCCAGCUAAUAAACUACACAUGCUCAGACAUGCUGGGGCGUGACCCAGUUACCUUUUUAAAGAGUUCCCUCAUGGAUAGAGCACACUGAAAAACAACAAACAGGACACAGAACUCUCACAGAAUGAAUUGCUUGAACUUCUAAAGCUUUUUUUUUUACAAGCUUUACAUUUUCAUAGGAGAAAAUUAAUGGUAAUUAAUGGUUCUGGGUGAAAACCUAGUGUAGGGAUGUGAGAUGUGUGUGUGAGUGAAAGUCCUUUUUACUCUCAUGCUGAUGUCAUAAUACUAAGAAUUAGACAAACCGUCUGAUGUGGGAGUUGCUGAUGACAGAUGCACCGCUGCCUUAACAUGUUUUUAAUGUGCCAUAUUUAUUUGUUCUGCCUGCUUUCUGAAGCUCAUUAAAAAGUUUUUCAGUACUGUA